Messenger RNA from Mesoplodon densirostris (Blainville's beaked whale), 1799 nucleotides. It is a transcript of the gene ATF5, whose product is annotated as activating transcription factor 5. Bases 417 to 1262 code for a protein of 281 amino acids. The record is from RefSeq and is a predicted model, not a curated record. Gene Ontology annotation, cellular component: nucleus. The transcript is spliced from 4 exons. Gene Ontology annotation, biological process: regulation of transcription by RNA polymerase II. Lineage: Eukaryota; Metazoa; Chordata; Mammalia; Artiodactyla; Ziphiidae. Gene Ontology annotation, molecular function: DNA-binding transcription activator activity, RNA polymerase II-specific; RNA polymerase II transcription regulatory region sequence-specific DNA binding.
GUCUCAGGGAAGAGGAAGGGCCGAGUCACCAAAUCAGAGGGAGCAGAGAGCCGGACCGCGGACCCCAGGGAGGAGGGGACCGGACCCCAGAGGCAGAGGGAAAGAAGGGUCGGAACCCCCGAGGUUGGGAGGAAAGCGGGGCUAGAUCCACAGCCCGCGUAGCCCCGGCCAUGGCUCUGUAGCCGCAACCCCUCUGUGCCCCCGGCCAGUCUCUGCGCUCACCGCGCCUGCGCUCUCCGCUCCUGCCGUCUUUCUUCAGCCGAGGCCGCCACCGCCUCUCCUUUGCGCAGCCAUGGAGUACUCCACUCUUGCCUUGGUGCCUGUCUUCGUCCAGCUGAGUAACCGCCAGAGCCUCCUGCCAGUUGUUGGUUCAGCCUUCUCCAUUGCCAUCCGUGCCCAACGCCCGUGCUGCAGCCAUGUCACUCCUGGCGACCCUGGGGCUGGAGCUGGACAGGACCCUGCUCCCAGCUAGCGGGCUGGGCUGGCUCGUAGACUAUGGGAAACUCCCCCUGGCCCCUGCCCCCCUGGGCCCCUAUGAGGUCCUUGGGGGAGCCCUGGAGGGCGGGCUUCCAGGGGGGGGAGAGCCCCUGGCAGGCGAUGGCUUCUCUGACUGGAUGACCGAGCGGGUGGACUUUACAGCCCUCCUCCCUCUGGAGCCCCCCUUGCCCUCAGGUGCCCUCCCCCCACCUUCCCCACCCCCACCUGACCUGGAAGCUAUGGCCUCCCUCCUCAAGAAGGAGCUGGAGCAGAUGGAAGACUUCUUCCUUGACGCCCCACUCCUCCCACCAUCCUCCCCACCUCCGACACAGCCAGCACCGGCACCCUCCCUCUCCCUCCCCCUCCCCCUGCCUACCUUUGACCUCCCCCCGCCCCCGGCCCCGGACACCCUCGACUUGCUGGCUAUCUACUGCCGCAGUGAGGCCGCGCAGGGGAACUCGGGGUUGGCGCCCCCCCUGUCCCCGCCACAGCAACCCCCUUCUCCUCCCCCUCAACCCUCCCGCCCCACCCCCUACCCCAAUCCUGCCGCCACCCGAGGGGACCGCAAGCAAAAGAAGAGAGACCAGAACAAGUCAGCAGCUCUGAGGUACCGCCAGAGGAAGCGUGCAGAGGGCGAGGCCCUGGAGGGCGAGUGCCAGGGGCUGGAGGCCCGGAACCGGGAGCUGAGGGAGAGGGCUGAGUCGGUGGAGCGGGAGAUCCAGUACGUCAAGGAUCUGCUCAUCGAAGUGUACAAGGCUCGAAGCCAGAGGACCCGGCCCAGCUAGCUGGGCGGGGUCUUCAGGCCAUAGCGGGCGAGCUGCUCUUCAGCCGUGGCUCACUUCUGUUUCUGGGCCUGAGGUGGGAGGUCCCUCGUCAUCCCCCUGCCUCUAGCUGCCUUCCAACCUCCCCCUCCUCCCCCCUUCCUCCUCCCUCCCCUCCCCCUCCCCCUCCCCUUUUAUCCUUGCCUCCUUUCCUGUCCAUUCUGAAUUUGCUCCCCUCCUCCCUCCCCAGAAUCAUGGAAUGUUUGGCCUUAGUCAACAUCUAUACCCUUCAACUAACAGCUGAGGAACCGAGGCCCAUGGGGAAUUGGGGGGGCAGGGGAGAGCUUGGAAACCUGGUCUCUCAAGCAGGGAAGUGAGGCCAGGAAUCUCUGCAGAACGUCUAUGCAAAGGAGGACAGGGAAGCCAUCUGGAGACUAAGUCAGGGAGGGCUUUAAGAAAGGUGCCCGCAGAAUACAAGCAAAAUCAGCCAAGUGACCUUGGGGAACUACAUUUGGGGGUGGAACCAAAAAGGUGGCCGAGUUCACAGAGCAGGUGGAUAAG